Messenger RNA from Sinocyclocheilus grahami, 1139 nucleotides. Its product is annotated as zinc finger protein 410-like. Gene Ontology annotation, molecular function: RNA polymerase II cis-regulatory region sequence-specific DNA binding; DNA-binding transcription factor activity, RNA polymerase II-specific. The record is from RefSeq and is a predicted model, not a curated record. Lineage: Eukaryota; Metazoa; Chordata; Actinopteri; Cypriniformes; Cyprinidae. The annotation marks the transcript as partial. The transcript has 9 exons. Gene Ontology annotation, biological process: regulation of transcription by RNA polymerase II.
CGAUUCUUUUAACGAUUCGCUCAACCGAUUCACAAAGCGCAUCGCUCAAUGAAAAGCAGGCUAAAUUGUGGCAUUAUACUGACGCCAUACUAAAUUACCAUAACACUAAUCAACACUGAGAGUCUCUUCUCCGCCCAGAAGUGCAUUCCUCCUCGCGCGACCCGGAAGUGCUCUCCAUCUGUCUUUGUGUUUGUGUUUGUGUUUAGCUCCGCGGCUCUCUGCCGAACACCGGCGGCUCCAGAACACCGCGAUGAAGGUUACAUUCGGCUGAAUCCAUGCUUUCUGAUGAACUUGACUCCAAACCUGAGCUGUUGGUCGAGUUUGUUCAGAACGCGUCUAUCCCGCUGGGCCGGAGUCUGGAGGAAGCGGAUACUACAGCCUCACAGUGCGGCCCGCUGGAUCUGCCAGAGAGUCAUGCCGCCUCCCCGUCGCUGUCAGACUUCGGCCCUGAGCGAAGCCCAUUGGUGGUUCAGCUGCAGACUCCUCCCCCUCCAGCACAAACCCCGCCCACCAUCCUGCAGGACCUCCAGAACCACGACAGCUCGUCUUAUGUCCUGCUCAAUCUGGCCAAAGGGCUGUCGGCCGAGCCGCUGGUGUUUGUUCAGGACGAUGUGGACGAGGCGCAGGAGGAGAUUUCGUCCGGAGACUGCGGUGCGCCGUGGUACCUGCGGGUCCAGGAGCUGGCUCACGACAGUCUGAUCGCCGCCACACGCGCGCAGCUGGCCAGAGACGCACGCCACAGCCCUGAGCACAUCCACAGCGGUCAGCCGGAGUCCGAGCAGAAGCAGGAGCCCAGAGCUGUGUCACAGAAGAGCCACCGCUGCCCCUACGAGAGCUGCCAGCGGACCUUCAGCUACCCAGCACACCUCAGAUACCAUCUGAAGACACACCGGCACACCGGUGAAAAGCCCUUCCUGUGUGAUGCUGACGGCUGCGGCCGAUCUUUCGCAGAAUAUUCCAGUCUGCGCAAACACAUGCUCGUACACUCGGGUGAGAAGCCGCAUGUGUGCUCCAUCUGCGGGAAGACGUUCUCUCAGAGCGGCAGCAGAAACGUCCACAUGAAGAAGAGACACGGCGAUGAGACGCAGCCGCCGGACAGCAGAGACACGGCUGAAGCGCUCACUCACAGCAGUCUGUUG